UGGAAGAUGUGUCACUGCAGUCAAGUCUUGCCAUUCAGAGCGAAAUCACACCUUUAGAUACAGAGAUGCUCUCAUCAACAAUGUAUAUCUCUGAAACAAGUGAUCUUUUAGUUUCUCAUGUCGAUACUACAUUACUGACGUCAAUAAACAAUUCCAAGACUGUUGAAGAUAUUUCUACAAAUAUUUUUGAAACAACAACAAUUUUGAGUGACAUGGUCUAUACUCCAUGGAUAUCUUCUUCCUACCCUGAACCAUCAAGCCAGCCUCUUUCAAGUCCUGUUUCAAGGUCAACAGUUAUGUUUCCAUCUGUUGCAUAUGGCACAAUGUCGAACGCCUUCCCAAGGACAGAUGACGUCACUACUGAAAUAUUUUCCACAGUAUAUUCUGAACUGACACCUCUAUUGAAGCCCUCAUCGGAAUUAGUUGGGUCUGAGAGAUCAACAAUCAUUGAUGAUAUUAUACCAACACCAUCAGAAUCAACUGGUAACAGAGUGAAAAGAAGUAUCUCCCAAGUGAUGUCUUCAGGAGGAAUGGAGUCAGACGUGGUGGUUUCAUGGCUCACUUCCGAAGUUGUUGAAACAGUGAUUUCAAGUGAAAAACUAAUGACAUCAGAUAUUUUAGGUUUUUCAAGUGGAUCAUCGGAUUUCAGAAUUUCCACAUUAUUCUCGGAUGGGAGCAUACAAAGCGAAUUCGAAACCUUGUCUCUCUAUGGAACACAGACCUUGGAAAGUACUCCUUCCUUCCAAACAAUAACACCACAAUCAGCUUCAGAAUUCAUAUCUACGUUUGAGGGCAGUUUUGGAGUAUCACCGGCAUCUGACUCCAUGAUUUAUAGUUCCGUAUUAGAAUUAAUCACAAGCGAAAUUACACCUUCAGUACCGGGAAUGUUCUCAACAGCGAUGGAUAUUUCUGAAGCAAGUGAUUUGUUACCUUCCGAUGUCGAUACUAAACUACCGUCGUCUAUUUGGAUAUCAAGGACUGUUGAAGAUAUGACUACAAAUAUGUUUGAAACACUGACAACAACAAUUAUGAGUGACAUGGUCUAUACUCCAUCGAUAUCUCCUUCCUAUCUUGUACCAUCAAACCAGCCUGUGUCAAGUCCUGUUUCUAGGUCUACUGUUCUGUUCCCCUCUGUUUCACAUGGCACAUUUUCGACUGCGUUCCCACGGACGGAUGACGUCACUACUGAAAUAUUUUCCACAGUAUAUUCGGAACUGACACCUUCAAUGACGCCCUCAUCGGAUUUGGUUGGGUCUGAGAGAUCAACAAUCUUUGAUGACAUCAUACCAACGCCAUUAGAAUCUACUGGUAACAGAGUGAAAAGAAGUGUCUCCCAAAUGAUGUCUGAAUUGGAAACCUUGUAUCUCUAUGAGACACUGACACUGGAAAGUACUCCAUCCUUCCAAACAGUAACACCACAUCCAGCAUCAAACUUCCAAUCAACGAUUGAGGGUAUGGCAUCUGAGUCCAUGGUUUAUAGUUCCGUAUUAGAAUUAAUCACAAGCGAAAUUAUACCUUCAGUCCCGGGAACGUUCUCAACAACAAUGGAUAUUUCUGAAACAAGUGAUUUGUUACCAACCGAUGUCGAUACUAAACUACCGUCGUCUAUUUGGAUAUCAAUGACUGUUGAAGAUAUGACUACAAAUGUAUUUGAAACACUAACAACAACAAUUAUGAGUGACAUGGUCUACACUCCAUCGAUAUCUCCUUCCUACUUUGUACCAUCAAGCCAGUCUGUGUCAAGUCCUGUUUCUAGGUCUACUGUUCUGUUCCCCUCUGUUUCACAUGGCACAUUUUCGACUGCGUUCCCACGGACGGAUGACGUCACUACUGAAAUAUUUUCCACAGUAUAUUCGGAACUGACACCUUCAAUGACGCCCUCAUCGGAUUUGGUUGGGUCUGAGAGAUCAACGAUCUUUGAUGACAUCAUACCAACGCCAUUAGAAUCAACUGGUAACAGAGUGAAAAGAAGCGUUUCCCAAGUAAUGUCUUCAGGAGGAUUAGAGUCAGACUUGAUGACUUCAUGGCUCACUUCUGAAGUUGUUGAAACAGCUAUAUCAAGUGAGAAUGUAGUGGCAUCGGAUACAUUACCUUUCACCAAAGGAUCAACGGAUCUCAGCUUUUCCACGUCAUUCUUUGAUGGGAGUAGACAAACCAUAUUCGAGACAUUGUCUCUCUAUGAGACACUGACAGUAGAAAGUACUCUAUCAUUCAAAACAUUAACGCCAGAACCAUCAUCAAACUUCCAAUCAACGUUUUGGGACAGUUUGGUUACCCCCCAUCCAACUAACACCAUCGGGUAUAGUACUGUCUUAGAUUUAAUAACAAGCUAUGUCAGCGUUUCAGAUAACUUAGUGAGAAGUUCUAAACCUUUUGAUUCACUUUCAUCCUCCUCGCCCUCCAGCAUCCUGUCAAUAUUUCCUUCUGAGGAUCACAUUCUACGAUCUUCAACUGAUGAAACUAUUCUUAUGUCGACUGAAUUGGUUUACUCCACAAUUGUUCCCACGUCUAUUUCACCAAGCUGUGCGUCACCAGCUCAUUCGAAGAUAUGUUUCUCUUUCGCUUCUUCUGGUAUAUCCUGCACCUGUACGAAUCCUCCGCCUUCCCUGCCUCCAAAUUUCUGUUCUACGAUCAACUGUGGUUCAUCGAGGAUAGCCCCUACAACUAUGCUGCCAUCCGAUUAUUCUAUAGACGAGUCGUUCAUCUACGAAACAGUCGUAAUAACAACGGAAGUCUUGAUUUAUCCCACUCCUGACACAACUCAACUUUUGCCAUCCUAUGACGUCUCCUCCAUAAUCAGUCAAAGCACAAGAUUCUUCACAGAUUUUUCAAUCUCCAGCGAGAUUUCACUGCCAGAAACAACCAUUGGUCUAUCACAAUCUAACUCGUUUGACAGCGGGUUUCGUACUUAUACCUCCAGUCAAAUGGAGUCCCUUGAAACUCAAUUUGAAACAACCUAUAUGGUGGAAACAUCGGAUAUAGCAUUCCCUAGUUCUGAAAUCGUAUCUUCAAACCUCGAGCCUUCAUACACCUACACUUCACCAUCAUCGGAAUUAACCCCGUUGAGCACAUUAUUGGAUCGAUCUAUUGUUUCAGAGCCUCCAUUUACCAGUGUAUUCGAAUCACAGACUUUAGACAUUUUCACCAGCUUGGCACCAUCUAUUGAGACAUCAUACUCCUUUCCUUACCCAGAAUUUUCUAGAUCAACCUUAAUUCCAGACAUUAGUGAAAUGGAUUCAAUAUUCACUGAUGUAUAUUGGACUGACAUCUAUGAAACAAUCACGACAGAAGUGUUUGAAUAUAUAACUACAGAUGUAUACGAUAGUCUGACAGUUAGUACAGAAGCCGAAGUACAUCCACCCAGUACUAUAUUCUCUAGAACAAGUCAACCUAGUUUUCAGACACAAUCAACCCUGCAGCUUACAAGUCAAGAUCAAACUUCAUUGUCAUCAGCAGUCAUGGAAACAACUAUUCUUCCAAUAGAUACCAGCGUUAGCUAUAUCUCAUCAAUAAUAUACACAUCACUUGAGGAGUCCCCAGUAAUACCCAUUACUUCAAGUGUUAUUUCAGAAACUGAUAUAACUACUGGUGUAUCAUCCUUUGCCGAUUCGACACUGAUAUUUAGCAGUGAGGACAGAGUAACUUCUUUGGAAACGAUUACAUCUUCGCUCCUAUACAGCACAGAUGUGGAUUUUAGUACAGUUCUUGUCAGCGAUUCAUUGACUGGCAUACCGUCCAUGGCCGAUUCUACGGUGAUGUCAAUUAGUAGUAUGGAGACACCUUCUUUGGAACCAAGUACACUAUCGUUCCUGUACAGUACGGUUGAAGAAUUUAGCACUAUCAUAGUGACUGAUUCAUUUCCGGACUCGACGAUGUUGUUUAGCAGUGAGGUUGGAACCGCUUCUUUGCUACCAAUUUCACCAUCGUUCUUAUACAGCUCUGGAGUAGAUUUGAGUACCAGUCGACCUACUGGUUCAGCAAGUGAUGCUCCCACCAUGGGCGACACGACCCUGAUGUUCAUUAGUGACAGUCUGACAACGUCUUUGGUACAGAUUCCGUCAUCUUUUAUGUACUCCACUGUUACAGAUACGAGCACCAUCCUCGUUACAGAUACAGUCAAGGAUGAAUCCACAAUUGCGGAUUCAUUUUCUGAAUCAAUGAUAACCAGUAAAGAGACUGAAACCACUUCUUUGGAAUCGAUUCUACAAUCCUUGGUAUAUAGCACAGUUACGGAUUCGAGUUCUAUUCUUAUAACCGGUACAAUCUUUGAGGAGUCAUCAAUGUCGCCCUCUACGGUGGAGUUUCACCCUCCGCCAUCAACCAUGUCAUUCUCAUCAAGCCUUAUGCCGAGUAUGCCGACAUUUACACCAAUGGUGCCUUCGUCCUUGCAGACACCCUACCUUGAUACAUCAUCCAUUCUAAUAACCACCAUGGUAGAUAUAGAAACCCUGUUUUCAACGAGUAGCUCCGAUGGGUUGUCUUCAUUCCCUACGGACUUUCCUGAAAUAUCUGUGACUCGUGUGUCGUCUACUUUUGUGCCAUCCGAUUAUCUCACAGAAACACUAGUCACAUCCAACAUUGUUUCUGUAAACACUACUGAUACAUUACCAGGGAUAAUAACAAGGUCAGAAUACUCCACUCUCCUAACCAUAAGCAGUGAUUCCAUUGUUCAAUCCUCACCUAGUGCAUCAUUUGAAAUAAUAACAACCGAAGUUGUAGACCCCGCUGCUUCUUCAGAACCGACGCCAUCGGAGUCUCUUCAGAUAACAAGCUUGGACACUUCCCUGUAUACAACUUUGCAGGAUACGUUAGUCAGUGACACAUUAGUUAUACCGUCAACGACUGUACUGGAAUAUUCAUCCAGUGGCCAAAUGACUCCAAUCAUCCCACCUUCUUCCAGUCUAAUGCCCGGAGUGUCAACAUCAGACAUCUAUGAAACCGUUUCAUCCGCAACAACAGAUUACAUGCCACCACCCUUUAAUACAUUCGAUAUUAGUACAUCAUCUAUUGGUAUCUUACCAAGUCCUUCAACACAUGUAGGUGCUACGUCAAUUAGAACAACUGCUGAAGCUUCAACUGACAGUUCUAGUUUCCUAGAAACCUUGUCCAUUAUCACACCAACAAGUGAAUUGUACCAAACGGUAUCCAGUCCAAUGGCUACAGAUAGUCCUUCAAUAUCAAGUAGCGAGAGCAAUCCUCUUAAUUCCAUUCUCACGCUGGACUACAGCUCUUUUUCCACACCGCCAUUUACGACAGUGACUCCUUUAGAAACAACUGAUUAUGUGAUACCCACCACAGCUGACACAAUCACACCUUUAACACAAAUAUUUUUUUCGACAGAGAUGGCAUCUUUACCAUCGAGUAGUUACGCGGAGAUAGAGACGUCAGCUCUAAAAAGUGAAGUAAUAAGAGAUACAUUCAGUCGUGGGUACUCGAUGAUAUCAUCGGUUGCUCCUACGUCAACAAUCCUAGUCCCAAGUUCCACUGAUCCUAUCCUGAGCGAAUCAAGCAGAGUGUUAGAGUCAACAACGUUGCCAGAAAGGUCACUUUUGACUUCUUUCCCAUUUACAAUCCCCAGUCUAUCACAGUCAGAAAAAUAUCCAUCUACAUUUUUUACACCAAGCGAAUCAGUCCUGUCAACUAGUGCGGAAUAUCAAGCAACCGCUUCAGUGAUCAUGUCGACAAGAUCUCAGUUGCUCACAUCGAGUAUCCCACCUACAACUCUUCCUGCUGCCACGACAACUGAAUCUCCCAUCGAGGUACCCUCUGAGUUUCAACUAACGAUGGAUAUGAAGGUUUCUACCUCUGAGGACAUCAUGGCUGAAGAAUUUUCUGAUAAUCUCUCCAACAACCUUGAAAUCCUGUACAUAGAAGCUGGAAGCAGUGUUCUUGAAAGGCGACGUAGAAGUAACCCGGAAGUAGACUUGCCUUUUGAAGUACCUUCAGACGAGGAAUGGAUAUUCACCAGAAAGCAACAAACCUAUGGAGAACGUAAUAGAAGGCAGCUUGUAGCAUUCCAAGGGAUGCACGAAGCCAAGGUGCAGCCCGUAUUUCAGCCGUCAAAAGGCGAUUCUUCUGCUGAAAUAGAAUGGAUGUUCGUCUCAAAGCAGAUUGGCAAAACAGGUGCAGGGCUAGACGUCACAGGGGAAACUAAUACUCGGAGGAAAAGGCAGACUGAUCUUUCGGAUGAAGUAGACGUGCCGAUAUUGACGUUGUCACGUUCUAAUGAUGUUGACCCGGAGACCGUUACUUUGACCUUUUACGUAACGGAAAAUGAUACAAUGGUUUUAGCUUCUGAGGCAGCAUCCACGUACGGCAGUCUGACUGAAGCGGAGAUGAGUGCCCAGUUAGGUUACGCUGUAAGAAGCAUGCCACACCCAGUAGUACCGGCCCCAACUACUACCCUAGACUACCCCUACACCAUACCACCCGCCAACCAGGCCGACUGGCUAAAGGUAGCCCUGAUCAUCGAUACUGCCUUUGACGAAACCAAUGCAACAUUUCAGAAGCAACUGCGGAACGACCUGGAGUUCCUCUACGUCAAUGGCAGUGCUAUAUUAGAGACCAAUUCAGCAAGGACAAGACGGGAUGUUAAGAUGGAGUAUCUAGAAGAUAUGGUCUUUCAAGGAGACAAUCCGGUUCGGGAAAGGAGAGCUGCAGACCCAAGCCCCUUGACGGAAGUGGCUCUGGAAUCAGUCGAUCGGUCACAAGCUGAUGGAGAGGACGUUGAUGUGGUGUUCUAUGUCGUUGAUCAAGGAAGUGUGGUUCCUGGGGCUACAGCCUUGAUUCCAUACCAGCAGUUCAGUCUUCUGGAGCUAGAGGGCGUUCUAGGAUAUCAGGUGGUAUCUCCAGGGGUGACCCUCUUCUUGACUGCCACGCCCACUGGUCUUGAUUGGUGGUGGUAUCUCCUGAUAGCCCUUGCAGCUCUCUUUCUUCUUAUAGUCAUCUUCCUCAUCAUCUACUACUACUGCUGGUCUAAGAAAACAGCAAUUAAGUCAUUGGAUAAAGUGGACCGUUCCACAUCAGUUGAGCUUGGAUUCCUUCGACUCGAGAAGGAAACAAAGCCAAAACUCGUUGUCAUGGAGACAGUUCUUGAGGAGAAAACUUCCAAGAGAGGCCAAGUUAACGGAAGCGCAUCUCGAGAGGCGGACAAGGAAAGGCUUACAGAAGAUGGGACUCAAAAAUAUAAAAGGAAAAAGAAAAGCAAACGAGCAAAGGAAUCAACGAGGGAGUAUGCUAAAAGAGGCUAUUUGAGUGAUGAGGAUGACCAGCUGUUCAGUCAUGUCGACGUCCAUGCGACCAAGCCAAAGACCAAGAAACCGCUAGGUGCCUCGAGAGUACAGAACAACAUGGUUUACCCUGAAGCCGAGAGACUCCCGCCACUCAAACACCGAUCACUGGUAGCCUACUCGGAGACCGAGAGUGAACUUAGUAACGAGCAACUUCGGAUGAUGAGAAGGGCGGGGAUGCCGAAGUCCUGGUAUACUACACAUAUUGACAAAGAUCCGGAGGAACUGAAGAAGGACAUCGCUAGAGAGAAGAAGAGACAAAGAAAGAAGAAGGAAAAGAAAAUCCAAGACCAACUGACAGCAGAGCAAAUGCAAAAAGAGUUUGAUGCAGUUCUUGAUGGAAUGGAUGAACAAGGAAUUAAGAAUCCAACUGCAAGACAGCUGCAAUAUACAAGGACGGAUCGUUGGAAACCUAAGGUUGUGAAGAGGAAAAGUGAAAUUCCUGAAUCAGCAGGAGACAUCGACGAGUCUGCAGUGAGACUGAUCAGAACACGCCCUCUGGAGUCUGAGGCUCCACCGGUGCCAAAUCAUGAAGAUAUCAAACGGGAAAUCGUGGAGCUUCUGAAAAGAGGUCCUCCUAAAGCUGUCCGAGGACCUUUCUCUAACACAGCAUCAGUGUCUCAGGAGGAAGCUAAAGAGGCUGUUGAGAAGAAGGAGAGGGAGGUCAGACUUCGGAGAAAAUGGGCCGAGGAGAGAAAGAGACUAAACCGCAUUUUAGAUGAAGCCUUUGCUCUGAGUUCCACUAGUCUAGGUAAUUCAGGAGAUCAAGCAAAAGGGGACACGGCAUCUGGAAGCAACGGGAAUGACAGUAUAGGAGCCAGAGAGUUUGGUAAAGACUUAGAAGACUCGGGUUAUCUUCGACGUCAUGAUUACUAUGGUUAUAAUAGACUGGAUGAUAGCAUCAUACCUGGCAUGAUUCCUGGAAGGCUGUCCAUGUCAGCUCGGAGCAUCCCUCUUUAUGAGACAAGCUUUGGACUUGAUAGUGGUGAGCACCUCUAUGACUCGAUCCGGAGACCGCCCAUAGAGUACGAGUUUCUGCCGUCGCAGAUGCGAUCUGAUGGCACCGUACCUGCGUAUGGGGUUAGCGUUUCUCCGGUUCGGGCGCAGAGGGCGCGUGUCUCGCCGUAUCCUGUGCGGGAUUUUCUUGGUGUUGACCCACACAGGAGCUUGAACUCUUCUUUAAAUAGUAGCCUACAGCCCAUGCAGAUAACACCCCGGAAUCAACAAAUGGAUAGAACUAUAGAAAACGACCAUCAUUAUCAGAAUGACGAUCGAGGGCAAGACAUUAUCCGUGUUCAAGAAGAGAAUCUGUCACUUCAAAGACUUGUAGCUAAGCAACAGCGGGAGUUAGAUCAUGCUCUAGCUCUGAUUGGACAGCCGAAUUCCAGAAUUGACCAACCACAGAAGAGUAGCAGUAAGGAGGAGAAGGUUGGAUCUAAUGGUCGAAAACAGCGUAAGAUCGUUCCAGUUAACUCAUCAAAACCUCUCAACGGCCCAAGUUCAGUAUCAGCUUGGACGGAUGACCACAAGGCCGUAGAGAAGAAAUCCCAUCCACUGACCUCAACCCCCAACAAAGACAACCUAAUUAAGGUUAAACCAAAGCCUUCACAGAAGGAGGGGAGUGUAGUCUUGGAACACCAUAUAGAAAAGCCAGGUAAAGACUCGGGAAGUGGUAAAAUCUAAUCAGCAACUCAGUAAGCAGCUGAUCGAUGCACAAUCAAGCAGAAAUGUCAGGGCAUUAUACAAAAUAUAAGAAAACCUACAAAGUACGACUGAAAUAAUAUGGUUCUAAUGUAGAAGAGGCUAUUUUUAGUUUGUACAAAUACGUAGAGAGUUAUUAUCCUUCUUAAUUGAAACCAAACAUGACUCAGUGUUGCUUUAUUGCCGGCUCAUUGCAUUAUGCAGGAGGGGGGGGGGGGUUCGAAGGGAGAGAUAAGAAUGCAUACAAUGCUUGAAACCCAACAAAAGCUGGGGAAUAUUUUACAAAAUUAAACAAA
Messenger RNA from Lytechinus variegatus (green sea urchin), 9286 nucleotides. Its product is annotated as mucin-3A-like. The record is from RefSeq and is a predicted model, not a curated record. The transcript has 18 exons. The coding region runs from base 66 to 8972 and encodes 2968 amino acids. Lineage: Eukaryota; Metazoa; Echinodermata; Echinoidea; Temnopleuroida; Toxopneustidae.